AUGUCGGAGCCUCCUGUAUUGCAAGGGAAGGUCAUCGCUGUUGUGGGCGGCGCCUCUGGCAUCGGCCGGGCGGUAUCUAAGCUUCUAGUCCAACGUAAGGCCAAGGUCGCCAUCGCCGACAUCCAACAGGACCUCCUCGCCGCCGUCAAGGCAGAACUCACCGAUGCUGGUGGCGAACUCUUGACGCACCAAGUCAACAUCACCGAUCGCGAGCAGACCGAGGAAUGGCUGGCCGACGUCGAGAAGCAGUGGGGCGGUCUGGACGGCGCCGUCAACCUAGCGGCCAUCAUUCCAAAAUCGCACAACAAGGGCAGCGUGCUGGACCAGACUGAUGCCGAUUGGGACGAGGUCUUCGCGGUCAAUGUUCGCGGUAUGAUGAACUGCCUGCGGGCUCAUAUCCCGCACCUCCUGCAGCGCGACGGCGGCGGCAGCAUCGUCAACUUUGCCACGAGCGAGCACGCCGUGAUCGGCUUGACGUCGAGCGUAGCCAAAGAGUUUGGACGCCGAAACAUUCGGAUCGCCGCCAUUGCACCACCGAUCGAUGCUGACCCGAAGGCGGCCCAAGAGAAAGAGAACCCUGAGAUUACCGCCCUGGGGCGUUUCGUACGACCGGUGGAGAUUGCAAGAGCGGUUGCAUUCCUGCUCGGGUUAGACUCUAGCUUCAUCACGGGGGUUCCGGUCAGCGUGGACGGUGGCUGGGUCUGUUAA
Molecule: messenger RNA, 708 nt
Organism: Cladophialophora bantiana CBS 173.52
Lineage: Eukaryota; Fungi; Ascomycota; Eurotiomycetes; Chaetothyriales; Herpotrichiellaceae
Exons: 3
Coding region: 1-708 (235 amino acids)
Source: RefSeq, a predicted model, not a curated record